AAUAUACUAAUUAAUACUUUUUUUAAGGUCACAAUGCCGGAUCCAUUACCUUUGGAUACCGGACCAUCCAUUGAGCCAAAUUCAGAACCUUCAGCGCAGCGCCUACUUGGAGUAAUCGAUCUAUCAGAACCGUCCGCUUUGAGCUAUCAAGAACUUAGGGCUAUACACAAUUCCAAAGAAGCUACAGAGGAGGACGAUCUAGAAAUCAAAAUUGAAGCAGCGAAAAUCUCCCGAUCGGAAUAUGAAGUUGAUAGUUCAAAAAAUAAAAAGAUGGUUUAUACGAUUUGCUUGGACGAGAGUGGAUUAGAAAGUGACGAAGAACUUUCAUAUUUUUGUAAAGAGUCAGAAAGCAGAAGGCAAAGGUCUAAAAGGAGAUCUAAAAACGCAAGAAGAAUCAAUAAUAUAUGUCCAGAAUCCACAACUGUUGAGAAUGAUGAAUUAAUAAGGGAACUAUGUGAUAUAAUAUCGGAAGAUAAUAAUUGCACAACUGGAACACGAGUACGACGAAAUAGUAGUGUCAAUAUUAUAGAACUAAGCGAUGAGGACUCACUAGAUUGCUUCAAUGCAACUAUUGAUCAACACGCUUCAUGUACAGAGGUGAAAAGCGAAGAAGAAGAUUCAGGCGACGACAUCAUUUGUGUUGAAGAUAAAACUCAUAAUGGCUCUGUAUCCAGAGAAACAUCCCAAACAUUGGUGCAUAAUAAUUCAACACCUGCAAAAGAUUCUGACGUAUCAAGCAUUGCGGACUCGACAAAUCAAAUGGAUCUUGUGGAAUCAAUGCUGGUACCAAAUGAGUGCGAAGUAAACCGAAGGAGUGGUGAUGAAUGUCUAGUAACUGAACCAGACACAACAGUGUCAACAUGUAGUGAACUAGAUUCAGGUAAAAUUAUAUGUGUCUCUAAAGCCACUAGUGAUGAAAAUCACUCCAAAAAUACAGACACAACGGAGUCAAAAUGUACCGAAAUAUAUUCAAUUAAAAGUACAUGUGACUCUAAAGCCACGAGUGAUGAAAAUAAUGUACAAAAAUAUGAUGAAAUAUCUAACCGGAACAUUUUAGAAGGUUCAAUAUUUCAUGAAAAUAGUCUAACUGUAGAUGUGCUAGUUUCUGCUGAGUCCCACUGUGAUAAUUUAAUACCUCAGUUCCAAAGUAGUGAUGAUAAAAUAAUUCGAAAAAAAGUAGAUAAACAAUUAAUGAUACGACUAGAAAAAAUUAAACAUUUGGAAACUUCCAAAAUUUCUGAUUUUAAAACUAAACCAAUUCAAUCAUCUGUUGACUCUGAUUACGACAGUGACAAACAACUAAAGAAAAAUAUUGAGACUUCUAUUGGAUCUAAAAAAGAAUACUCGUUAAGUUCAUAUUCUGAUUUUGAAGAAAAAUACUUAACCAAUCUAAUGCUAUCUUCAGAUUACGAAUCCAAUGUCAUGGAUGAGAAAACUGCUGAUUCCAACAUCGCUUUAAUUCAAGACACGCAAAUAGUACAAGAUGGGGAUAUUGAGGUUGUCGCACGGAGUGCAGAAAUACCUCAAAUAGCCCAGAAAGUAAUUGAUAUUGAAAGCGCUAGUUUAAGUGCUGAUGAAAUUCAAGCUGUCCAGAGACUAUCGGAUAAUUUGAUAACUCCACCAACUGAAACAAUUCAGAAUGUACAAGACGGCGAAGUGAGUCAGUGUAAUAUUGAUUCUGAUAUUAAUGUGACUAAAACUACCCAUGAAGAAGAUGUUACUAGCAUUAAUCCUAAAAGUAUUGACUUUCAAUCUGAUUCAGUACGAUCGAGUCAGAAAGUAAAUGAUAUUAAAGGUCAAUUAAUUGAAGAUAGAGACAUUAAUAUCGAAGCAGUAGAUGAACUAAUUCAGGUUAAACAAAAAGAAAGUGAUGUUGAAAAUAGUGAUCAUUCAACUCAAGAACAACAAGAUAACACUACUACUCUCAUUGAACAGGAAGAUUCUAAUGCAGAUAAGGACAUGUUUCGGCUUAAACAAAAUGUUUGUGGUGGUGAAGAUACUGAUGAUCAUCCAGAUAGUGACGUUUGUUCAACACAACGACAUGAAGAUAUAAAUACCAAUCCCAUUGACCAAGAAAGUUAUAGUUCAGAAAGCGACCGGAUACAGCUUGAACAAAAAGUUUGUGGUGGUGAAGAUACCAAGGUUAGCAAAGAAAAUAGUGAUGAUCAUUCAGAUAGUGACGUUUGUUCAACACAACAACAUGAAGAUAUAAAUACCAAUCCCAUUGACCAAGAAAGUUAUAGUUCAGAAAGCGACCGGAUACAGCUUGAACAAAAAGUUUGUGGUGGUGAAGAUACCAAGGUUAGUGAAGAAAAUAGUGAUGAUCAUUCAGAUAGUGACGUUUGUUCAGCACAACAACAUGAAGAUAUAAAUACCAAUCCCAUUGAUCAAAAAAGUUAUAGUUCAGAAAGCGACCGGAUACAGCUUAAACAAACAGUUUGUGAUGAUAAAGAUACUAAAGUUAGCGAUGAAACUAGUUAUCAUUCAAAUAGAGAGAAUAUUUGUUUAACUCUAGAACAUAAAGAAGAUAAUAAUCCCAAUCUUAUUAAACAGAAAGAUAUUAAUUCAGAAAGUGAUCUGACUCAGCUUAAAGAAAAAACAAUUGAUGAUGUAGAUAGUAUGGUUUGCGAUGAAAAUAGUGAUCAUUCCGAUAGUGACAUAAUUUGUUCAACUCAAGAACAUAAAAAUACGGAUCUCGCUAAUCAGGAAGGGUCUAAUUCAGAAAGUGAUCUGGCUCAGUUUAAAGCAAAAAUAAUUGAUGAUGAAGGUAGUAAGGUUUGCGAUGAAAAUAGUGAUCAUUCCGAUAGUGACAGAAUUUGUUCAACACAAGAACAUAAAAAUACGGAUCUCAGUAAUCAAGAAGGGUCUAAUUCAGAAAGUGAUCUGAUUCGGCUUAAAGAAAAAAUAAUUGAUGAAGAUAGUAAGGUUGGCGAUGAAAAUAGUGACAGUAUUUUGUCAACAAAAGAACAUAAAAAUACCGUUUGCACUAAUCAGGAAAAAAUAAUUGAUGAUGAAGAUAGUAAGGUUUGCGAUGAAAAUGGUGAUCAUUCCGAUGGUGACAAGUUUUUUUCGACACAACAUAAAAAUACCGAUUUCACUAAUCAGGAAAAGUCUAAUUCAGAAAAAGACCUUAGUCAGCUUGAAGAAGAAAUAAUCGAUGAUGAAGACAGUAAGAUUUGCCAUAAAAAUAAUGAUCAUUCCGAUAAAGAACAUAAAAAUACCGAUUUCACCAACCAGGAAGGGUCUAAUACAGAAAAGAAGCAGGUUCAGCUUAAGGAUAGCGAUGAAAACAGUGACCACUUAGAUAGUGACACGGUUUCUUCAACACAAGCACAACAUGAGGACAGAAAUAGCAACGUAAAUGAUCAGUCCAAACAAAAUGUAAGUGAUAUUGAAGAUACUAAGUAUAACGAUGAAAAUAGUGAUCAUUCCGAUAGUGAACGGAUUUUUUCAACAGAACAUAAAAAUACCGAUUUCACCAACCAGAAAGGGUUUAAUUCAGAAAAGGAGCAGGUUCAGCUUACGGAUAGCGAUGAAAACAGUGACCACUUAGUUAGUGACACGGUUUCUUCAACACAAGCACAACAUGAGGACAGAAAUAGCAACGUAAAUGAUCAGUCCAAACAAAAUGUAAGUGAUAUUGAAGAUACUAAAUAUAACGAUGAAAAUAGUGAUCAUUCCGAUAGUGAGAGGAUUUUUUCAACAGAAGAACAUAAAAAUACUUAUUUCACAAAUCAGGAACGAUCUAAUUCAGAAAAGGACCUGGUUCAGCUUGAGAAUGACGAUGACAACAGUGACCACUUAGAUAGUGACAUGGCUUCUUUUUUGGUUGGACAUGGUGUGGACCAGUCCAAGCAAAAUGUAAGAGAUAUUGAAGAUACUAAGGAUAGGGAUGAAAAUAGUGAUCACUUGGAUAGUAACAUAGUUUAUUUAACAAAAACGCAUCAUGGGGACGGAAAUGCCAACCUAAACGACGAGAAAUGUUAUAAUUCAGAAAGUGACCUGAUUCAGUUGAAACAAAGCUUAAGUGAUUUUGAAGAUACUAAGGAGAGCGAUACAAAUAGUGACAUUAUUUGUGCGUCGCUUGAACAAAUUGAGAAAAUUAGUACUAAAACGGUUAACGAGGACCGAUGUAGUUCAGAGAGUCACCAAAUUCGGCAAUCAACAGUAUAUGGUGAUGAAGAUACUAAGGAUAGUUGGUCAUCCGUCGAAAGGGAUAUUACCGAACUUGCAGACAUAGUACAUGCCUCAGAAACCACUAGUAUUGAGAAUAGUGAUUUUUUAGAUAGUGAAGUUUGUUCAAGACAAGUAUUACAUGAGGAUAAAACUAUCAACACUGUUGAUGAUCAAAGUGCUAUUUCAAGAACUGAUUUAGUUCAACCAAGCCUAGAAGUAGAUGAUGAAGGAGCUGAUCUCAUUAUAGAGGAAACUAUGGAAUUAGAAACCGAUUUCAUAGAAGUAUCACAGGAAGAAGUUACCACUUUUUGCUAUUUAGAAGGUGCAAAUGAAUUGGAACAUCCAGAAAUUGAUGAUAUUGAAUAUAAUGAUGAUUUAUGUCAAAUUUCUGAAGAUAACCAAACGAUAAAUGUUGAAAAACCGCUACAAGAAAUUGAAAACUUCACAAAUAAUGAUUCAUCUUUUACCGAAGAAGUUACUCAGGAAUUUGAAGAUGAGCACACUUCGGAAAUAUCUAAAACACGGUCACUAGUUGACGAACCAAGUUGUCUACAUGAAAAAGAGUUAAUCGCUACUUCACAAAUGCUGGAAAAAACUGAAGAUUCAGGCGAAUAUAUAACGCACAUAAAAGAAAAUGUCACACAUGUAAACAUUGAGACCACUACAGAAAUAAAAGAACUAAAUGAAGAAGUACAAAUUACUGAAAAUGAUGAAAUUAUUUCUGAAUCUGAGUUAGAUAUUCAAACAGACGUAGUUGUCGAAAUAUAUAAGCAAGAUUUGGAAGAUAAUAUAAAUACAGACGAACAUGAGUUGAACACAACUAAAGACAGUGAGGCUACUAGUAAUUUGCAGCACAAAAUCGAAUUCGAAUCUGAAGAACUAUUGUAUCAAGAUGAACAAAUUGUUGAAUGCUCGGAAAAUGUGGUGGGGGAAAACAUUAAGGAAUCGAAAAAAGAAGUGGCUGUAGUUUCAGAUCACCUUCAGCAGGUUACUAAUGAUCUUCAAUGCGUUCACGAUAAUAUCAAUAUAAACGCUCCAAAUACUAAUUUACCGACAAAAAUCGAUAAUAACGAAGAAAAUCUCUCUGCGAAUCUCGCUGACAGAGUUUUAAGUCAGAGUAAAAACGAAAUUCAAGAAACUGAGAAGUCCAGCGAACAUAUAGAAGAUAGUUUUGUCAACGAGGUUAUCGUUGGUACAAAUGUGGAAAAACAAGACGACAUACUGUUGGAUAUUGAGGCUGCUUCAAACCAAAUUUACACCGAAGUGGGAGGAAAAGAAAUCGUGCAUCCUGAAGAUAAAGCAUCGAUCAUAUUUGGGACUCCGACCACAGUAAUUGCAAAUGAAGGAGUUUUUCCAACUUCUGCAGAACCUGUUCAUCCUGUGCAGUUGCUGCAUGGCGCAGUCACCAGCGAUUGGUCCAAAAUUAACAGUGUCGAUAGAAGUUUUGCUUUGAAUAAUCUCAAUUGGGAUAUGUAUAAAGAGGCGGUGGUGACGCAAGAGUCCCGUGGUGGUUUGGAUCUACUAGCUAAUACAGCAGAAAGAAUACGAGAUCAAGAAACAGAGAUAUAUGUUCCAAGUACGAAGAAACAACGUAAAAGUAUUCCCCGUAAGUUGGAUUUAAAGAAGCUUCAGAGAAAAAUUGUAAGACGUAAACAGAAAAACUACGUCACAAAGGAAUCUGAAAGUGGCGAAAAGCGGGUGACUAGGAGCGCCUAUAGAAGGCAUUUAAUCGAUGAUAUUCUGAAACCACAAGAAUUUAGAAAUACUCCACCAAUUAAUAAUGUUAAAAUUCACCAAUUACCUGAUAUCAUUACUACUAAAGACACUACUGAUACCGAUAGCAAUGAUAGUGAAUGUAAUAAAUUGUUUAUUGAUGAUAAUAAAGAUAAUGACUUAAGUGUUUAUGAUCAAGAUACACAAGAAGAACAUCUCGAGUUUCGCAGUAAAGUUUCUCCUCCAACUACUACUACGGUUUCAAAGAAGACCAUCAAAAUUAAGAGAUCGGUUAGAAAAACUGCCAAAAAGGAAAUUUCGCGCACAAAUGAAAGUGCUUCCAAGCUCAUGGUCAACAUACACACUAAUCUCAUUUCUGAAGAGACCAGAGAUGGGUUUUUUGAAGAAAAUACUACCUCCAACAAAUCACAGACACACGUAGAGUUGCAAACCGCUAAAAAAACUGAAAGUUGUAACAAAACAAACGCCGAGACUCCACUUAUAGACGUAAACGCUAGUAAAACUGAAAGCUGUAGUAAAACAAACGCUGAGACUAAUUUUAGAAAUGAUUAUCAAAUUUUAGGACAUCAAUCACUGCACUAUUCAGUUUCUACUCCACCAAAAUUACGAUAUAAGUUAGCUUGCAAAAACAACAUCAAAUCUAUGGUUGAGAAGAUGGAAAGAGUUAAAACUGAAGAAAUACAACACCAAGUGAAUCCGUCACACGAGAGUAUUCAUAAGGUUCCUUUAGAUACACCAGGAGGUGAAGAGAAUUAUCUACCUAUAGAUGUUUCCACUGCUUCAUCGGGCGAUAAAAAAAGUACUACCUGUUCGAUGAAUUUAGUGGACACAUGUGUAACGCUUGAAACAAAUAAAUCGAUUGAAUUGUAUAAUAAAGUUUUUAUUACCAAUGUUGACGUCGACUCUCGACUUCAAGUAUCAAAUAUAGAAGUUUUAUCUAAUAUGCAACCUAAAACAGAAUUAUGGAAUCAAGAAUCGGUUACAACACAUAAGAAUGUCGAUAAUACUAUUAUCGAGAAGUUCACAUAUGAUAAAAACGUUAUAAGCAUCAGUCGUCUGCCGGCAAACUUGGUCAAGGUACCUGAAAAAAUCGAUGUUCGUGAGAUCGAAACUAAAAAACAAUCCGAUGAUCCAAACGUAAAUAUUCAAAAACCGGACCUAGAAAUUCGUUGUAAAAAGCUGGAAAAACGACGUAAAACUGAAAUACUCGAACCACAAUCAGUUGCAGUACCCAAUACCGUCGAUGAUAUCGCUUCUCUUGAAGAGUUAGAUUCAAGAAAACAAUCUGGUGACAACAUUGAUUUAAAUAUUAAUAAACAGAUAUCUACUGCGGAAAUUGUCCCUAAAAAAGUGGGAAAACGACGUUUAACACAAGUAUGUGAUGAUAUUUCUUCUCUUAAAGAGUUCGAUGCCGAUAACAACAUUGAUUCAAGCAUCAAUCAGGUACCAAAUGUUGAAUUAACCCCUAAAAAGGUUGGAAAACGGCGUAAAACACAGGUGAUACAACUAACACCUAAGAAUAUAGAUAAUACUUCUUCCCUUGAAGAUGCUAAAAAACAACCUGAUAUCAACAUUGAUCAAAAUAUCGAUCAUCGGGUACCAAAAGUAGAAUUUACUCCUAAAAAGGUGGGAAAACGACGUAAAACACAAGUGUUACAGUUGGAUCCAGUUAUAGCACCUGAGAACAUAGGUGCUAUUUCUUCUCUUAAAGAAUUAAAUGCUGAAAACCAACCAGAUAUCAACAUUGAUCCAAGUGUCAACCAUCAGUUGGAUUCAGUUAUAGCACCUGAGAACAUAGGUGCUAUUUCUUCUCUUGAAGAAUUAAAUGCUGAAAAACAACCAGAUAUCAACAUUGAUCAAAAUAUCAAUCAUCGGGUACCAAAAGUAGAAUUUACUCCUAAAAAGGUGGGAAAACGACGUAAAAGGCAAGUGUUACAGUUGGAUUCAGUUAUAGCACCUGAGAACAUAGGUGCUAUUUCUUCUCUUAAAGAAUUAAAUGCUGAAAAACAACCAGAUAUCAACAUUGAUCCAAGUAUCAGUCAUCAGGCACCAAAUGAGGAAUUUACCCUUAAAAAGGUGGGGAAACGACGUAAAACAAAAGUAUUGCAACUAGAACCAGUUACAACACAUGAGAAUAAAGAUGUUAUUUCUUCUCUUAAAGAAUUAAAUAAUAAAAAGCAACUGAUAUCAACAUUGAUCCAAGUAUCAGUAUCAGUCCAAUAUGCUGUUUCUUCUCUUAAAGAAUUAAACGAUGAAAAGCAACCAGAUAUCAACAUUGAUCCAAGUAUCAGUCAUCAGGUACCAAAUGUAGAAUUUACCUCUAAAAAAGUGGGAAAACGACGUAAAACAAAAGUAUUGCAAUCAAAACCAAUUACAGCAUCUGAGAAUGUAGACGAUAUGUCUCCUAAUCAAUCAGUCCAAUCAGAUAACAACAUUGAUCCAAACAUCAAUUAUCAGUUGUCAAAUAAGGAAUGUCACCCAACAAAGGUAGAAAAACGACGUAAGACACAACUGGGAUCAAUUGCAGUAUCUGAGAAUUCUUUUGAAGAACACACUAUUCUUCAAACAAAUACUGGAGUUCAUUCUGGAAAUCUGAAAGAAAAACUUAAUAACACUGAAUUCGUGCAACAAGAAUCAGUUGGAUCACCUGAAAGCGUCGAUGAUAUUCCUUUAGAUAUUCGAAUAAGUCAAGUAAAGAGAGGAAGUCAAGAAGGGGGAGAGAUGUCUUCGCUCGAAUAUACAACGGUCGAUAAUAUUUUGCCUAAUGUAGAGGAAAUAUCCUUAACUGAAAAACAAAUAUUUCAAAGCAUUCCUAACGAAGAAAUCCAGGAAACAGUACAACAAACCAACACCAAUCUUCAAUAUCCAAACGUUGAAGUUUCUCUUAAUGACCCCAAAGAUUUUACAGGAGAAGUACUACAAAACGAAUCGAUCGGGUCGACUGAGAGUGUCGAUGACAUUCCUUUACAUCUCCGCUUAAUGCAAGUAGAGCAUGGAGUUAAAGAAAACAAUCCUUCACAAGAUUUUUUAGUUGAGUCACUUUUAACCUCUGAUACAGGCUGUAAUAUUUCAAAAAAUGUGGAAGAAACUCUUGCACAAUCUGAAGUAGUUAAUAAAUCAAGUUCAGAAUCACAAGACAUGAGUGUUGAAGAAAAUAAUCUUUCCGAAGACGUCAAUAAUAGAAAAAAUUCCGUCUUGAAGAAAAUUAAAAUAUUAUCUGACGUACUAAUUUCCCCAAAAAAGGAAGCUAUAACCUCAACUAUAACGCAAAAACAAUCCAAGUUAGAAGAUUUGGAAGUAACUGACACGUUACCUUCAAAAAUUGUUUUGGAUAGCAAUCAGAACACGAGUGAGCGCUUUAGCACAAAAGAAAAAAGGAAAAGGGGGCGAGCAACUAAUAGGAAAAAUGCGGAAAUUCUUCCUGAGGGCAUGAAUAAAUCCUUGGUAAAUGAAACACAAACGCAUUUGGAAGAGGGAGAGCAACACGAAAUUGUUAAUAAAGAAAUUAAAAUAAUGAAAGACAGACAAGAUAUUAAUAAAAAUAAGAAGACAACUGCUGCUAUUAACCUUGAAAGUGUUUUUAGUGACAUAUCCAAACAAGUUUCAAGUAAAACCAAAUAUAGCAUUCUGAAACCAAAAGAUAGUGAAAGUCAGGAUACAAAAAUUACCAAAUCAUCACAUUCGGAAAGAAGUAAAAGACGUAAGUCACUGGAUGAUGUAGUGGUAAAAACAAAAGACAAACAAGUGACGUUCUCAAGUCAAAUUGAGGAGAUCAGAAGGAAAGAUGUUAGUUUAGAUAUAGAGCAAGGAAAAAGAAGCGAAAAGAAAAACCAAGUAUUAAAGAAUCGGAAUAAUGAAAAAGAUCAAACCGCAAAUUUAGAUAAAGAAAAAGCGACAGAUUCUCUAAAGAAUGAAAUGGAAAAUGUAUCGUAUGAUGUGGGUUCUAAUAAAAAGAAACUGAAAUCGACAAAUAAGGACAAUAUUCUCGGUAAAAAAGAAGUUGAAACACAAGAAAGAAAACCGAGAAGAAUAUCAGUUAUGUAUGACGAAAAAGAAGUAGAUGAUCUAAUUAGGAAGUAUGUCGAAGAUACCUCGAUUGGACAACACCAAAUGACCGUAACAGCUGUUGUGGAAAAUAAAUUAAAAACUGAUAGACACAAAUCAGAUAGUAAAUCGGCUGUACAAAUUCAAAAACCCAAGAUACAACUGUCUGUUAAUGAACGAAGAGUACGAAAUGACAGGUCAAAAUCUUGUACAGAGUACGACAUAAGUAGAUCGAAAAAGUCUUCAAAUGAAAAAUCAUUAAGAUCCAAAUCAGCAUCUACGUCUGAAAUUGACAAAAAACUUGAAUUGGAUAAGCCCAAAUUGCUGCAAGAUAGCAUGCUACCAGCUGAAUAUACAUCCAAGCGACGAUCAAGGUCUGCUUCUAAAGAUGACAACCAAAAAAUUAUUUCGGAAGAAUGCAAUGAACUUUCCCAAUUAACUAAGAAACCAGAAAAACAACCAAACAUUAGGAAAUUAAGAUCAAAAUCUACAUGUAUUACAGAGUCAGAAAAAAUGUUGAAGCAGCCUCAAAAAUUAUCUGACUCCACCUUAAAGAUAGCAGAUUCUAAUGAAAGACGACUAAGAUCGAAGUCAUUAGUUACACCUGAAACUGAACACCCCAUCAAACUCGAACAAAGUGUGCCAAAACCACAUAAAAAUAGCCACGAUGUGAUUACCUCUUCGUCAGAAAUCGCCGAACAGUUACCUAGAAGAAUACUGCGUUCUAAAACAAUAUCCAAUGAAAGCUUGACCAACAAUAAACAGAAUGAGUCAGUACUGAACACGGAAGUUCCAAAAGAUCUACCAGAAACUAAACACAUUGCAACAGAACAAAAGUCACCAACAGACUGUUCUGUUAAAGAAAAAUUAGAAUUAACUACAUUAUCUGACGAUACUCAGGAUGUGUUUAAUACAACUCUCAAAGAGACCAUUACAACUAAAGCCGCAAAUUUCCUAUCAGGAAACCCUAAAGACAGCACUCCUUCAGCUUCAAAUGUAACAGAAGAACCAGUAACGAUAAACACACGAUCAAAGACGGUGAAAACAAAAUACCACAAAGAACAUUCGUCUCUUUCAGAUACUAUAGCAACACAAUCGAAAUUUAUCAAUGCAGAAGAUCAAAAUUUACCAGCACCGAGUGUAUGUUCAAGUGAAAUUGAAAGUGCUGUAAAUGUAUUAGAAGUUUCACAAAACAUCAGAGAAACCAGGAAGAAUAAAUACGUGCCAAUCAAAGAUGUCAUAGAUAAGACGAAGACAAAGGAUCAAAUAACUUUCAUCGACAAAGAACUGCGAGUAAUUCUAUACAGAGAUAAUAAUGAAAAUAAUAAAACUACAACAAAACUUCAAGAAGUUUCUGUAAAAUCAAAAGAAGGGGCGAAAGAAACUAUUGCCAAAACACAUACCACAGGUUUAGAUUUGGGGAACGAGACGGAGAUUACUCAAGUAGAAGAGUCUAAACAAGAAAUAGCAGGUGUGGAAGAAUCUACAGUGACAGGACACAAACAUAUUUCUUCGUCCAUUUCUGUUGAUGAGAGAAAAAAUUGUAAAUCUGAUGUAUCUAUUAAUCAAGCGCCAUGUCAAAGCCAAAUUACUGUAAAACCUGUAAAAGAUCGACUCAACUUAUCAGAAAUAUCUUCUUUGAUAACACACAAUGCGAUCCAAAUACAUGCUGAACCUAAACACGUAGUAGUUGAACAAUCUUCGUUAGAAAAUCAAAUUAAUAAUGAUAUCAAGUUAACACAGAGUGACUAUGACACAAUAUCAGAAGUAACUUCGUCAGAAACACAAAAUACUGAUGUGCCUACAGUGAAUAAACCUGAUAUAGUGUCAGAAGUAUCUUCUUCAGAAUUAUAUAAUGAGGUCCAAGCAGAUCCUAUUGUUGAACAAGUGCCAUUAGAAAACCAAAUAAUAGAAAAUACAUCUGAGAUACCAGAAAUUUCGUCUUCGGAAACAUGCAAUGAUAUCCAAGACAAUCAAAAUAAACCUAUUAAUGAAUCAAUUGAAGAAAAUUCGCUUGAAGGUCAAACCAAUACUGGUAUUAAGACCACAGAGUAUAUUUCUGAAGGGACAUCAGAAAUAUCGUCUUCAGAAACAUACAAUAAGAUUCAGCAAGAUGUAAUAAAAUCUACUGAAGUCCCAGAUGACCAACUGUCAAUUAGUGAUUGUGUAAUGGUAACAGAGGACAAAUCUGACGAAAUAUCUUCUUCAAAAACUUCUAAUGAGAUACAAGAAAUGAAGGUAAAAGCUGCUGAUGUACCAUACGACCAAAUGUCAGCCGAAAGUCAGAUCAAUGAUAGUAUAAUGGUUACCAAAGAUAAUUCGGUCGAAGUACCAGAAAUAUCUUCUUCGAAAAUUUUCAAUGAAAUACAAGAAGUAAACAUAAGACUAACUGAUGUGCCAGAUAACGAAAAGUUGACAGAAAAUCAAAUUAAUGUUAGUAUAUUGGCUACCGAAGAUAAGUCAGACGAAAUAUCUUCUUCAAAAAUUUCCAAUGAAGUAAAAGAAGUGAAUUGUAAUGGUUACACAGAUAAAUCUGAUGAAAUAUCAAAAAUUUCCAAUAAGAUACAAGAAGAUAAAGUACGAUCUGAUGUACCAGUUGAGCCAAUGGCAAAUGUAUACAAAAUUGACGACAGUGUAAAGUCAUCUGAAAAAGUAAUGGAACCUUUCGAUUAUGUAAAAGAUUCAAUAGCAAUCCAAGAACAUUCUAUAUCACUAGGAGAGGAAUCUAAAUCAUCUCCAUCUGUUGAACCUGCAUGUUCAUUAAAAGGCGGCUUUAUUAGUUCAGAAAAAACACAAAGUGUCGUUCCAGAUCAGCAAUAUUUGAAACUUAAUGAAAAAUUGAAAUCAAGAAAGUCUUCUUCAAGAAAAAACAAAGUUUCUGAUGGACUGAUUACAAGCACAACAGCAUCAGACAAUAAACAUCUAAAACUGGAUAAAAGCAUAAAGAGAAUUCCAGUGAUGUCCGAAAGUGUUGACAAAUCAAAAUCAGUAAAGAAAUCCGGUAGUGUUUUAGAUAACAAAACUAAAGACACCAAAGAAGUGACACUAAAUAUACGAGUUCUGAAACCUAUAUCUCGAAAAGAGAGAAGAAAGAGUACACCACAAAAAAUUUUGAAGAUUAAGUCAAAAAUUAACCUAACUGAGAUUAUUGCCUCUAAUACUGAGCUGUUAGAAGAUAAAUAUGAAAGAAAAUCGGCAGCUGAAAGUAACUUAAAAAUUGAGACUACAGAUCUGGCCACUUUUGAUCAACAACAGGAAAAUACUGAAGAACGACUGAUUACUGAUGGUACUAAAGAUCACGAAGAAGAAAAAAUUCAAUUAGAAACACUUCCUUUGAUUGAUAAUGAAAAUCCAGAUGUAGGAUUGAUGUCAUCAAAUGUUGAAGAAAUCGAGCUAUCUACAGAGAAUUUAAAUCAACAGUCUGAGCCUGUAGAAGCUAUAUCUGAUGUCACCAACAAAGAACUGACUUCAAAAACAUUGAACAUUAGUGAAACAAAUAUCUCAUCUUCAUGUGAACCUAUGAAUCAAUGUACAAGUACUGAGUUAUACAAAAAUAAUAGCAAAGAAUAUUUUUCAAAUGUUGAUUUGAAACCAAUAGAAGAAAAGGUCUCAACUGAUUAUACAGGACAAGAAGUAGUAGAUAUUGAAAAUAAUAGUGGAUUGGUAGUAAAUGAUGCUCAUAUUUCAUCUUCAUCGCCAUCAGAUGAAGACUUGAGUGUUAAGGUCAAAGUUAAUAGCGAAAAAUGUUCAAGUUUGGAUGAAAUAACAACUCGGUCCACAGGCUUAACUUCUACAAACUCUUCUAUUGCAGAAGACUCUCAAAUAGCUGCUGUUGUCCAAACUUUGGAAGGUGACACUGGUAAGACAUUUGAAAAUACAACACAUCUGGAAUAUCCACCAACUAUUGUGGAUAAUGAUGAAUUGGUAACUCGUUCUACUCCAAUAUUCCCAGAAAGUUUACCAGAAGCUAUGCAAGAGAAUAAAGAAAAUACAAGUAAUGCAAAUCAAGACUUAAUAAAUACUAUAACCAACGUUCCUAAUAAUUUAGAGGUCAAUAGCGAUGAUCACGACACCUUAGAACAAACAGCACGUUUUGCUUUAGAUACAGAUUUCACUUCUAGUAAAACUAUUGAAUCUUCAUUUAACCUAGAUACAAACAUUGAUAAUGGCAUAAGUAACAUCGAUCUACCAGUUACAAAUAUAGAUUCCAGUAAACCACAGACUAAAAUAGAUGUACACACUUCACUAAUGACAGAAGAUAAAAUAAUUUCGAACAAAACGAAAAUUCAGAAUACACCUCAUGUAGAAGCUGUUGUUACACAAAAUCCAAUGUUAAAUAUUUCAAUACCGAAAGUAGAUAAUGCGCAGUUUUCUAGUGAGUCCCUUGAAACACCAGAUAUAGAAAAAUUCCUCGCCACCGUUCCGUUCUUCGGCAAUUCAGCACAGCAACAAGAACCAGUAAGUGUUUCCGGGUUUCAAGAUAACGAAAAGUUAUCGGUUCAGGCAGUAAACCAAGAAAAUAUUUCUAAGGUUCAGGACCAAAUAACGCCACCUGAAAUCAAGAAAGAUUCAUUAAUACUUCAUGGUAAAGGCUACCGAGGCGAUGGGCUAGAGGAAAACAUACAAAAUACAGGUAAUCUAUCCGAAAAUAUUUCUUUACUUUUAGAAAUAUUGGCUUCAGCAGAAAACCUAGACGCCAUCAAUGGAUCGGAAACUACAGCAAAUAAAAAUGGUGAUGUUGUUGCUUACAAUCAAGACAACCAGUCCCCAUUGAUUCCAGUUUCUGUUGAAAAAAUUAUAAACGAAUUCAAAUAUCCUCAAAGCCCAGUAAAAGUUCUGCAAAAAAGAAAAGUUUUACCGGAGAAAUUCCAGUCACUAUCACAAUCUUUUGCUGCUGGUUAUCCCAAUUAUGAUUCAGAACCUUCAACUAGUACUGGUAUUUAUGCUUCGAGGAGAAAUAAGAAGCCUGUAGCGUCGUUAAGUAACCAGCAGAGCAGCUCUUGGGACAUUCCAGAUGUUUCUUGUAAUGAAGAGGUUGUUUCAACAGAAUUGGCACCUCAUGACUAUAGUUCCCUGGAAGAUAUGUCACAAUCUUUAGUUUUAGCUUCUGAUAAUCCACAAGAAAACCAAAACCAAGCACUAAUGCCAUCUGCAGAACAAGCAAUGUCUUACAGAGAUCUAGAUCCUGAAGUGUUUCCAGCUGAUUUUGCUGAUUUUUGUACAAAGAUGUCUGUAACAGAAACAACUUCUUAUGUCGUAGAAAAAAGUUGGAUACCAUCACCGUUCGGUUUGCCCAAUCAGUUCAACCAUCCGUUCUUUAAUCAUUUCAAUUUAGUUCCGAAGUAUAGGGAUGUCCGAUCUCAGCAAAUAUCCAUAUCUCGUACUAUUUCAACCACCAUUACUGACAGUAAUAUGUAUCCCUAUCCAGACAUUAUGCCAACUGCUGACAGAAGAAUAACUUCCAAGAAAGAGAUCAAAUUAGUCAAUCGAUUUAACCAAGCUAAUGCAGAUGUCAGUGUAAAUUGUAACGAGCUAACUGCAAGUAAUAACCCAGCUCUGGAAAAUUAUAUUGCUCAGGGAAAUCAGCAGAGUGGAAAUUCGCAAUUGAGAGCUAUAACCGAUGGAAAAAAUGACCAUAAUUAUUCUUAUUUCGCAGGUGAUCCUGUUAUGAGUAUUGCCGAAGAAGGAGGGGAUAUGUCUCCAAAUGCUAAGGAAUUCGGAAACGUCAUUCUCAACUGCGAAAAUGACAAUGAAUUCUUAGACUCCACAGCACCAUUAUUGGACUUGGAUCUAUCUGAUGAAAAUUCUACCAGACGAGGAACUGAAUCUUUCCCAUCUUGGGACCCUGAACCUAAAGUCACCGUAGAGAAUAGUGAGCAAUUUGACGACGAAACUUCUUCUGUUAUAAUGGAGUUCAUCGUUGACCACUCGAUAGCAGACGCUUGGAAUCAACAAGAAACUGUAGAUAACGAAAUUCAAACGUUUCCUGUGUCGAAUUUUGAUUUAUUUUCACAGGAGAGCUUAAAUCAAGGAGGAGAUACAUUUAACAAUUCUACUACGCUGUCCGAUGAGAUCGCCACUUCUCAAACAUGUCGUGUAGAACCGUUAGAUGAUGAUGUAAACAUAAAUAUCUGUUCAAGUUUAAGCCUUAGUCCUGAUGACGAUGAACUACCUCUAAUGAAUACCAAUGCUGCCGCUCUUUACCAAAAGCCAGAAACUACAGAUAUUGACUUGUAUACUUCUUUUGACGAAUUAAAUCAGAAAACGACCCCACCCACAACACUCCUAAAGGUCGACAAUGUAGUUCCUGAGAAAACCGCAGAUAUUCCCAAACCUGAGAGUAAAGAAGACAUACCCAGUAAAACUGACAAUAAAUCUAAAAGAGUGGCACAGCAACUAGCUCUCUACAAAAAACUCAAUUCUAAGAAAGCAAAGGAAGUAAACCAGAAUGACUCCAAACAAAAUAGCAUGGAGAUUCCAAGUAGACAAUCUGUCAGAAUUUCCCCUAGAACAUGGACUAGGCAAUCUGCAUCUCCAAUGUCUGUAAAAACAAGCCCAAGUUCACAGGAGGGAUCUCCCAAAACAGUGGAACAGUCGCCUAUAGAAUCGCCAGUAUCUUGUAUUCCGUCUGAGCCUGUUAUUCUGAACUUCAAGUUGAAAAAUUUGCUGCAGUCUGGUAUAAGAACAGAUAAUUUGAACACUCUAGAAAAAGUGAAAAAUACCAAAGUCGAUGUUGUACCUGAACAAUCAACAGAAACUCCAUCUGUAGAAGCCGCCACGAAAACCGAGGAAAUUGCAACUGCCAAAACUGCAACAAAAAAAAUUGACUCUAGUAAAUCCGAUCUUACCAAGAAAGAACACAUUAAAGUUGAUAGUACUAACGUAAAAGAUGAGUGUACUGAAGAGAAUAUAAAGGAACACAGUAAAACGGACAGUAAAGCAGAUAAGAAAAAAGAACACAGUAAAAUAAUUUCCAAACCAGAAAGAAAGGUGGAGGUAAAUGACAGUGAUACUAGUAAGAUAGACACUACUAAGAAAGCAAGUACAAAUGACGCCUCUAAGACAGAAACUAAUCGAAAUGACCAGUCAGAGACCAGGAAAGAAAUAUCCAAGACGGACGCUUAUAAAGUAGACACCAAAAAGGAAGUGAAUAAAAAAGAUAGCAAAUCAGAUAACAAAAAAGGAGUUACUCAAAUUGACGACAACAAAUCAGAAUACAAUAGAAGUGAUUCUAAUAAGACAGAAAAGAAAAAGGAACAUCAUCAAACUGACGUUUCUAAAACAGAAAGCAAGCGGGAACGCAGCACAACGAACAUCAGUAAAUCAGGAACAAAUAAAACACCUAAUACAGAAGAUAAUAAAGCUGAAAUUGCUAAACAAUCAAUUAGAUCAGAUACUAAACACAGUUACGAUGAAACUAGAUCGACUAGAACUUCUCGACCGGACCGCACGGAUUCAUCAUCACGAAAAAAGGUUGCUGAAGAUCCUACAAGCAACAGCCUUAAACAACACUCGUCGAGUGAGUCAAACAAGGAAGACAAACAAUUUAAAGAAUAUCCAAAAAAUCCCAGGACGACUUCCAUUAGUAUUCCGGUAAAAUCAUCUACAGGAAAGAAGUCUGAAGUGUUCGUGAAUAACGAUGUUUCUCAGCUACAAUCCAAGUCGAUACCUAAGCCUGUGCUGUCACAAAUGGCACCGGAAGAUUGUCUUCAAUAUGAAAUUUCUGAGGCUAGAUCUAAUUUAUAUGACACUGUUAAAUCAAGGAAGAGAGCAGCGACGAAAAGAGAAACUUCAGUAGAACGCAUCGCUGGUACAAGUCGAUAUCAUCACGAAUUUAGGCCUCGAAAAUCGAAGAGGAAGAGCCCAGAUGAAGACUCAGAUUACGUCAAAAUUCCUGAAAAAGUUCCUCGUGUCGACGAGGAAAGACCAAAUAGUUCGAGUGAUUUAAAAGUCAAGAUACGACGCGAUAGCUCAGGUAGACAAUAUACUACAACGCCGAGUCCACAAAGUGUAGAAGCAGACAGUUCAAGCCGACAAUAUAGUACGAGUGCUGGUAGUUCUGUUAGCCAAAACUCUCAAAGAUAUAUACACGACAGUUCAAGUAGACGAUACGAAAUGGGUGCUGGCGGUUCUGAUAUUCAGAAUUCUCAAAGACAUACAAGAGACAGUAUCAGCAGAUCGCAUUCUGGGAACUUAAACAAUUCGGGAAAUCAAGGUUCUCAAAGCACUGGAUCAGACAGUUCUAAUCGGCAAUAUACAAGUGCUACUCCUGUUAGUAACCAGAAUUCUCAAAUAUAUAAACGAGACAAUACAGGUAGACAGUAUGUUUCCACUUCUGGUGGUUUUAGCAGUCACGGUUCAAAAUCAACCAGUUCGAGUAGACAAUAUUCGUCUAGUUCUGGUAGUUCUGGAAGCCAGAGGCCUCAAAGCAGUAGACAAGGCAAUUCUGAUCGGCAACACCCUUCAUAUCAGAGUUCUGACAGCCAAAGAUCUCAAAGUACUAGACAAGAAAAUUCUUAUCGGCAACACGCUUCAUAUCAAAGUUCAGAAAGCCAGAGAUCUCAAAGUAGCCGAUUGGAUAAUUCAGGUAGACAAUAUCCACCAUAUACUAGCCCCUAUCAAAACACCCCAACUGACAAUUUAGGUCCUAAUAAACCAACUCCUCAAGGUUCUUCAUCCACCGGUUAUACCGUCGAUGAAAUCUUGAACAAAUCAAGGGAACCUCGAGAGUGUACGAAAGAUAAGAUUAGGAGUAAUGGCUAUAAAAGAUCGUCGAACGGUUUACCCGUUAGCAGUCAUAAACCUUUCAAGACCAGCGAAGAUGCUUUUGAUCAUUUGGUGGUCGAAGGAAAUGUGAAUCCUUUCUUUAGCAACCAACCAAAUGAUCCAAAAUAUGGAAUUAAUAGGAGACUAGAUGAUCAAAGCAGUCUGUGGAACAAGAGUGAAAAAAGUAGGAGAGAUUCUUCGCAGCGAUAUUCGAGUUCCAGAUCAAGUGCAGAUUUUAGUAGAUCUGCCCCUGACAUGAAAUCGCCAAGAUGCGGACAAUACCGAGACAUUCGAAGUCCCAUAUAUCUUCCCAGAAGGCCCUCAAACAAUAAAUUCCCAAGCUCUUCAAACGUGAUAUCCGAAAAGUUCCAACGAAUCAACGAAGGUCAAAAAGCUCCUACAUCGUCAGACACACAUCACUACACGGGAAGCGGCAGUGGCUUGUCAGACGAAAAGAAAAACGAGCUGUUGGAAGACCUCAGAAACAUGGUUCAGAGACAAUUAAAUAAGAGCAACAAGAGUAAUUCCAAUUACGAUUGGUACCAAGGAGUUGAACCUCUUCUCUCUGACAACCCGCCGGGUAAUUACUUAAAUUGUUCUAGAUAAUGUGCACGGUCCUCGGCGAGAAUAGACCUUGUGGAACAUGUGUAUAGCCACAGGACGGGAAAUGUUUGCAAUCCACGUACUAUAUUCUCAAUUAAGAAAUCGCACUGUAUAUAGAUAUCGAAUGUACAUACACAAUAGUCUCAGAGCGCUUUCUACAAAACUUGUAACCAGCAAUAACGUAAUCAAAGAAUAUUUAAAACGUAACUCCUUAAUGCUGAUUUUGGCGCAUCUUCAAGGAAAAACGAUUUCGUGAUAAAGAGUCGUUUAAAAACGGACAGAUAAUAGACUUUGUAUAGUGAAUUAUAUUUAAUUAUAGUGACUUAGUGUUACAUUUAUUUAUUUUAUGUUUAAUGUGUUAAUUUAAGGUCGUAUGUAAAAAGGAUUUUAUAAAUUUGUUUAUAAAAGUGUACAUAAUGUUGAUAAAUAAAUAUUGAUUAAUCUUU
Messenger RNA from Diabrotica balteata, 19769 nucleotides. The record is from the annotation of a GenBank genome assembly. Lineage: Eukaryota; Metazoa; Arthropoda; Insecta; Coleoptera; Chrysomelidae.